AUGAGUUCAAAGCAUAAAUACUCAUUUGACCACCAAUCUUCUAUUCACGAGCCAGGAUAGGAUAACGAAAUGGAUUCUAGAUCAUUUGAAAUAAGUGAGCUUGGAGAAUCCAAAAAAGAUAAGCAAAUUGGGAGUAAAUUAAUGGCUGCAGAUUAAAAAUUGAAAUAAUCAUUAUAGGAAAUCGAAAACUGGUAGUAAGAAAGAAUAGUUAAUGAAUAGCAAAAGAAUUAAUUCUAUAAAAAUGAAAUAGAUAAUAUGAAAUAGGAAUUAAAUUAGCUUUAAAGCCCUCCAAGCACAAAAUAAAUGUCUAAUAAUUAGUUUUAAUAGUAGCAAUUAGGAUCUCCUUCUGAAGAUCCUUUUACAAGUACUGAAAGAAACUAAAUACACUACUAACACUAAUUAUAAAAUAUGUAUGAUUAAUAAACAAAUGUAAAUCCUAGAGUAUUUGAGUAUGAUUUAAAUAAAAAUAAUUAAGAUUUACAUAAUGACUUAGCUAUUAAAUAGUAUGAAUAGCAGUAGCUUAAUGAUCUUUACUAAUAAGCAAAUCAAUAUAGAUAACAAGCUCUAAACUCAAAUUACCACAACUAUAAUUAUGACCCAAAUAAUAAGCUAAAUUAUAGAAUUAACUAAGAAAAUGAUCAACUCAGACAAGAAAUCAAUUAAUUAAUCAAAUAAAAUGAGCAGACAUCACAUAUUAAUUAGCGAUUUGAAGUACCUGAAGAAAUAAGAAGAUACCAAGAAAAAUAAUUUAAUGAACAAAUAAAGUAGAAGUUUGAAAACGAAUAUUUAGACAAGAUUCUUAAUAAUCAGAGAUUUGUUGAAAAUAAUUAUGGUAGUGAUAAAGUAGCCAAAAAUACCUAUAAAGAGGAAAAACUUGAGCAGCUCGUAAAAUCAGUCAAGUCAAAAGUUAAUUAAAAUUUGAGAGAUCCAAUUAAAAAUUAAAAGCUGAACAGAUUUGAUCCAUAAAAGCUGAGUUAAAAACAGGUGAGCUUAAUCAAUCAAGAACAAGGCAAAAAAGACAUUUUGGUGAGAGGACCACGUGAUUAAUUAGAUUUGAAAAUUUUUGGGCAAAGAAGAGUAUGUAAGGAAUGCACAUUCCUUCUUUGUAAAGGUUUAUCUAGUUAAUACUGUUAAGACUGUGGAAAUUAUAAGGAAAAAAAACACCCAAGUAAUAUUUUACCUAAAAGAUUUAGUGGUGUUCUCUGA
This is a messenger RNA of Tetrahymena thermophila SB210, 1206 nucleotides long. RefSeq lists its product as hypothetical. The transcript is spliced from 6 exons. Lineage: Eukaryota; Ciliophora; Oligohymenophorea; Hymenostomatida; Tetrahymenidae. The record is from RefSeq and is a predicted model, not a curated record.